Molecule: messenger RNA, 726 nt
Organism: Knipowitschia caucasica
Lineage: Eukaryota; Metazoa; Chordata; Actinopteri; Gobiiformes; Gobiidae
Source: the annotation of a GenBank genome assembly
AUGAUCCGGGCUAGCACAGCAGCACCACAGGGGGCGCGCUGUCUGGGAUCGUUUCCGGACUUCCUUCCUGAGCUUUUGGGCAGUGACAGCGGCGAGAGGGGAGAGAGAGAGAGACCACCGCUGAUCUCAAAGUAUUUCACAGUUUUCCACAGGCGCAGGCACAGACACAUCGACAUGUCCGGAGAAAAGGGAAAGAUGUUUCAGGCCGGAACAGCUGAUAUAAGAGGGAAGUCAAAUUGUGACUCUCAACCAGCAGAGAACCUGUCUUGGUUUCCAGAUGCCACCGGCUACGUGGGAUUCGCUAAUCUUCCGAACCAAGUGCAUCGCAAGUCUGUUAAAAAGGGUUUCGAGUUCACGCUCAUGGUUGUCGGCGAGUCUGGUUUGGGAAAAUCCACUCUGAUAAACAGUCUGUUUCUCACUGAUCUCUAUCCUGAGCGCUACAUCCCUGGAGCCGCAGAGAAAAUCGAGAGGACGGUGCAGAUCGAAGCGUCCACCGUGGAGAUUGAGGAGCGCGGCGUGAAGCUGCGUCUCACGGUGGUGGACACUCCGGGAUACGGCGACGCCAUCGACAGCCAGGACUGCUUCAAGACCAUCAUUCAGUACAUCGACAACCAGUUUGAGCGAUACCUGCACGACGAGAGCGGCCUGAACAGAAGACACAUCGUGGACAACAGAGUGCACUGCUGCUUUUACUUCAUAUCCCCUUUCGGACACGGGAGAGUCUAA